This is a messenger RNA of Amphiprion ocellaris (clown anemonefish), 3048 nucleotides long. Its product is annotated as protein phosphatase 1 regulatory subunit 14A. NCBI's taxonomy places the organism in Eukaryota, Metazoa, Chordata, Actinopteri, Pomacentridae. Gene Ontology annotation, cellular component: cytoplasm. The transcript has 4 exons. Gene Ontology annotation, biological process: regulation of phosphorylation. The coding region runs from base 165 to 605 and encodes 146 amino acids. Gene Ontology annotation, molecular function: protein serine/threonine phosphatase inhibitor activity. The record is from RefSeq and is a predicted model, not a curated record.
ACGCAGCGCCGGCAGCGGCCCCGCCCUGUCCCGGUCUGCAUGCGCUGCACCGACACUCCCCGGUGUCUCCCCUGUUAGGUUUUCAUUCAAAUCAGUUUCAAUUCUCUCUCAAUUCUUCUUUCUGUCUCUGUUGACUCGGUCCGGUUCGGUUCGGUCCGGGUCAGAUGGCGGCUAACCGGGUGGGGCGGCGGGUGAACCGGGUGUGCGGCAGCCCGUCACCGAGCCGGGAUCCGGGUCAGAACCUGCAGCGGCGGCAGGCACGGGUCACCGUCAAAUACAACCGGACGGAGCUGCAGCGACGCCUGGACGUAGAGAGCUGGACGGACCGGGGACUGGAGCAGCUGUACCGGGGGAGGGAGGAGCAGAUGCCUGAAGAGCUGAACAUCGAUGAGCUGCUGGACCUGAAGACUGUGGAGGAGAGAACACACAGACUGCAGAACAUCCUUCAGUCAUGUCCCAGCAGCACUGAGGUGUUCAUCAGCGAGCUGCUGCUGAAGCUUCAGGGUUUACAGAAGCAGGAGGAUCUGCACGACGGCAUCGACCUGCCACAGCUACACAUCCUCUCCACCCGCUCCCAAUCCGCCCACAGGGAGGCACUGCAUUGAGAUACCGAGCGUCUCCCAACUGAUCCUAAGACCCACGGCACCCCCCCACCACUGGAGCAGGAGGAGCUGGUGUAUGAAACAAACACACUUUAACUUCUAUCCAACAUACCCAGAGUCACUCCACCCAAACACCCAGAGGAUCAGUACAGCAGCAUCGAUUACUACAGUCUGACAGUCUCUGAACAACAUCGAUUAGUACAGUCUGACAGCCUCUAAACAGCAUCGAUUAGUACAGUGUGAGAGCCUCUAAACAGCAGCAUCGAUUAGUACAGUCUGACAGCCUCUAAACAGCAUUGAUUAGUACAGUCUGAGAGCCUCUAAACAGCAGCAUCGAUUAGUACAGUCUGAUAGCCUCUCGACAGCAUCAAUUAGUACAGUCUGACAGCCUCUCGACAGCAUCGAUUAGUACAGUCUGACAGCCUCUAAACAGCAUCGAUUAGUACAGUCUGAGAGCCUCUAAACAGCAUCGAUUAGUACAGUCUGACAGCCUCUAAACAGCAGCAUCGAUUAGUACAGUCUGAGAGCCUGCAGAUAGCAUCGAUUAGUACAGUUUGAGAGCCUCUAAACGGCAUCGAUUAGUAGUCUGAGAGAAUCUAAACAGCAGCAUCGAUUAAUACAGUCUGACAGCCUCUAAAAAGCAGUAUCGAUUAGUACAGCCUGACAGCCUCUAAACAGCAUCGAUUAGUAGUCUGAGAGAAUCUAAACAGCAGCAUCGAUUAGUACAGUCUGACAGCCUCUAAACAGCAGUAUCGAUUAGUACAGCCUGACAGCCUCUAAACAGCAUCGAUUAGUACAGUCUGAGAGGCUCUAAACAGCAUCGAUUAGUACAGUCUGAGAGGCUCUAAACAGCAUCGAUUAGUACAGUCUGAGAGCCUCUAAACAGCAGCAUCGAUUAGUACAGUCUGAUAGCCUCUCGACAGCAUCAAUUAGUACAGUCUGACAGCCUCUCGACAGCAUCGAUUAGUACAGUCUGACAGCCUCUAAACAGCAUCGAUUAGUACAGUCUGAGAGCCUCUAAACAGCAUUGAUUAGUACAGUCUGACAGCUUCUAAACAGCAGCAUCGAUUAGUACAGUCUGAGAGCCUCCAGAUAGCAUCGAUUAGUACAGUUUGAGAGCCUCUAAACGGCAUCGAUUAGUAGUCUGAGAGAAUCUAAACAGCAGCAUCGAUUAGUACAGUCUGACAGCCUCUAAACAGCAGUAUCGAUUAGUACAGCCUGACAGCCUCUAAACAGCAUCGAUUAGUAGUCUGAGAGAAUCUAAACAGCAGCAUCGAUUAGUACAGUCUGACAGCCACUAAACAGCAGUAUCGAUUAGUACAGCCUGACAGCCUCUAAACAGCAUCGAUUAGUACAGUCUGAGAGGCUCUAAACAGCAUCGAUUAGUACAGUCUGAGAGGCUCUAAACAGCAUCGAUUAGUACAGUCUGAGAGGCUCUAAACAGCAUCGAUUAGUACAGUCUGACAGCCUCUGAACAGCAUCGAUUAGUACAGUCUGACAGCCUCUGAACAGCAUCAAUUAGUACAGUCUGACAGCCUCUAAACAGCAUCGUUUAGUACAGUCUGACAGCCUCUGAACAGCAUCGAUUAGUACAGUCUGACAGCCUCUGAACAGCAUCGAUUAGUACAGUCUGACAGCCUCUAAACAGCAUCGAUUAGUACAGUCUGACAGCCUUUAAACAGCAGCAUCGAUUAGUACAGUCUGACAGCCUCUAAACAGCAUCGAUUAGUACAGUCUGAGAGCCUUUAAACAGCAGCAUCGAUUAGUACAGUCUGACAGCCUUUAAACAGCAGCAUCGAUUAGUACAGUCUGACAGCCUCUGAACAGCAUCGAUUAGUACAGUCUGACAGCCUCUGAACAGCAUCGAUUAGUACAGUCUGACAGCCUCUGAACAGCAUCGAUUAGUACAGUCUGACAGCCUCUGAACAGCAUCGAUUAGUACAGUCUGAGAGCCUCUAAACAGCAUCGAUUAGUACAGUCUGACAGCCUCUGAACAGCAUCGAUUAGUACAGUCUGAGAGCCUCUGAACAGCAUCGAUUAGUACAGUCUGACAGCCUCUGAACAGCAUCGAUUAGUACAGUCUGACAGCCUCUGAACAGCAUCGAUUAGUACAGUCUGACAGCCUCUGAACAGCAUCGAUUAGUACAGUCUGACAGCCUCUGAACAGCAUCGAUUAGUACAGUCUGACAGCCUCUGAACAGCAGCUGGUCUUGACCUCUGUAGAAUUUAGACUUAAACUCCUCUUCUGAACAGAAACUCUCUUUCCGUCUGAUUGGAGGAUGAAACUGAAAGGAACCUGUUUUCCUGAACUCUGAUUUCCAGAUCUUCAGUCCUCAGAGACGGUUUUAGUUCUCAGCUGUUUCCUGCUCCUCCUGUUUCUAUGUCUGUCUGAAGUCUUUUGUUGUUUUUGUUUUUUAAAUUAUUUUAAUUAAACAUGUAAACGAUC